UGAAUUAUGUCUCAGUGAUUUAUCAGCCUUCCUACAGAAUAUCCCUGUUAUUUCAUGAUACAAGACAAUGGUAGCAGAGACCUGAUGGUAUAUGAGAGAGUGUAUUUGGGCCUCCAAUCUUUGAUAAACACCCAUGAAUGUUUCAACAACCUGGUUAUAUUGAGAAUGUGUCACUGAGACUGUCAGAGGUUCUUGCUGAUAUUGGAGUGAAUGAGAGGAAUGUGCUGAAGAGAAGAAGAGCAUUACUACUAUGUAUACAUUAUCAUGCCAAAUAAAAGAUGUGAAUGGUUCAGUAUACAUUUCAGGCAGUAAGUCAGAGGGUACAACUACACUGAGACUCAAUUCAGACACUGGCAUACUAUUCUGUAUAAUGAAUUUCAUGUUAUACAGGAAUGAUGUGAAUUGGAAUCUGUUGUACGUAAUUACUUGAUGAUCCAGGAUGAGACUUUAUCAUCUGGUGUCUGUCUCCUUCAGUGCUCUUGUUUCUGACAAUAAUGUAACUAAUGAACAUCACUUCAGAAGCAGGAAGGAUACUGUUCUGGAUUCAGCAGCUGCUGAACAUCUUCAAGGAGUGAAUAUAAUUAAACAAUUAUGUCAGAAACUGGAGAAAAAAAAUUAGGAGGCAUACCCUUACCCAGGCAAGAACAUUGGAGAAAAAGAAUAACUACAGCAUCCUGUCAGUGUGAAUGAAUAAAUUGUGUUCUUCAUGAACUACGACAUGAAAUGUUCAGAACUACACAAGAGGACAUAGCUUUCAGAGACUGAGGUGAUAACUAGAUGGACUGGGCUGUUUUGUACUUGCCUCUACUUUCUACACUACAACACCUACAGCUUUUUUGGAGGCAUGAAAAUAAACAAGUGGCACUUCUUAACUGACCAGGAACAAAACCAUGGAUACAGGGAAACAACCCUGAACUUACUUGAAUGUUUCAACAACCUGGUUAUAUUGAGAAUGUAUCAGUGAGACUGUCUGAGGCUCUUUCUGAUAUAGGGGUGGAUGAGAGACUGGUUUUGAAGAAGAGAAGAGCAUGGCUGCUGAUAGAGUCUAUGAAUAGGAAAGUACUACAUCUACUGGAUGUGAAUGGUUCAACGUACUGUUUCGGCAGUCAGUCAGAAGCUACAACUACACAGGGACUCAAAUCUGACCUUGAUAUCCUUGUCUGUGGUAAUGGCUAUAAUGUGGUUCAAGACUGGGGUGAUUGGGAACCUGGUAGAAGAAAUUACUUGAUGAUCCAGGAUGAGACUGUAUCCCCUGGUUACUGUCUACUACAACAACUGAGAGACGAUGCUCCUCUUCCUUACCAUGGUGUACCUGAUCAAUAUUCUUUCGAGGAUAGAACAGAAAAAAUAGUGCUAAUGAAUACAGUCAUCAUGUCGUCUCCAUCAAUAGCUUCUUAUUUAGAGGGAACAAGGCAUGGUCCAGCACUUGCACGCCAAGGACGACCCGGGUUCAGUGAUACUGACGUUGUUCCUGCUCUCCCCUGUAAAUCAUGGCCUCAACAAGCUAGACAAUGGUUAGACAAGCAAGGUGUAGGUCAGUGGCCUUCAGAUGACAUUAGGAGAUAUUGUUGCAAUACUGGAUGUUUUGUUGUUGGAGUUGGAAGCAAGGGCAGUGAAAAUGAAGAACUGGAAUGGAGAAUAUCAACAUCCAAAGCAGAGAGGUGUUUAAUGCUCAAUUUAAAUAUUACGCAGAUUCGAUGUUAUGUCCUGAUGAAGAUGGUUCUGAAAACUUUCAUCAAGCCACACUUUAGUGACACCAUUUCAAGUUUCAUGUGUAAAACAGUCCUCUUUCACAGUAUUGCAAAUACACAUUCUAACAUCUGGAGAGAAGAUAAAAUACUUGUCUGCCUAUCACUGUGUUUAUUUGUCCUGUAUAACUGUAUUUUAAAUGAAAACUGUCCUCAUUUUAUCAUACCUGGAAACAACUUGAUGAGAGGACACAUUUCUCAUGAAUAUAAGCCUUACAUUCUUGAAAUACUGCAGUAUAUUAUAAACAGUGAAGGGAGAGCAUUACUGGGUAUUGAAUGUGAUGAUCUUGGUGCAAGGAUUCAGCUGAAGUUGAGUUGUUUUGUUGAAUUCAAAACAAGUGACUUUAUUUCAGGAAACAUAUUAGAAAAUACUGCAGGAUUCCUUGUUAUGGACAUUUGGAAUUGUCUAGUUUUGAUCAGAAGCAAUACUUACAAAGAAACUGUACAGAUACUGCUGAAAUAUAUUUUCAAACUUGUCAGAGUUUCUAAUCAAUGUCAAAGACUGGAUAAAACAGCUUGCUGCCUUCUGGCUCGUCCAUUAAGCACAACCCUGGGAACUGUUCUGGCCUCCCACAACAUUCAACAUGACAAUGCUAUUUCAGCCGAAGCUCUCACAUUGAUCUCGCUGGGUUUAAACACAGAUGUUGCAUCUGGUAAACUGAAGCUAGCAUCCAUGUUGUACUGUAUAGGGGAUACACAAAGGACAGAAAUUGUUCUCAGAGAUAUUGAAGAAAGCUAUGAUCUAAACAUUGUUGAGCCUAUUUGUCACUGUUAUCAGUUCAUCGCUCAAGCUCCAAGAAGAGGAUUCAUUGCAAUAUGUGACAAUCAUAAUGAAGAAGCUAUACAGUACACUACAGCACUCUGUGUCAAAUUUCUGCCAUGUGAAAUUAACUGUGUUCCAACAGAAUUAAAAUAUGAAAUGUUUAGAUCUACACAAGGGGACCUAGUUUCUAGAGGUAGAUUUGACCAUUGAAUGGACUGGGCUGUUGCUGAUUCGCUUCCUUACCUAUACUUCCUACAAUACAAGACAUACAGCAUUACUGGGAGACAUGAAGAUAAACAAAGAGCCCUUUCUAACCUUAUCAGAACCAUCGACCAGGAACCAAACCUUGGACACAGGGAAACAGCUCUGAACCUACUGGGACAAUGUAUGGAACAAGAGGGCCGAGCAAUGGAUGCUCUUCGGUGUUAUUUAUUAUCCAUUAGCUUAUGGGGAAGAAACAAUGCUGCCAAUGUUCAUAUCUGUAGACUGUUAUCUGCUCAAGUGAAUGGCAGUUAGUUUUGAAUAAAUAAGUCAUUUAAACAAUUGGUGGGGAAUAUUUGCAUCUAAACAUUACAGUAUUAAGGUGGCAGUAAAACAUACACACAUACUCAUCGACUCAGUGUUUCUAUUAUUUGUGGUCAUUUACAAUCAUGAAGUCCAUUCAGUGCAUUAUAGAGUUCCGCUUAAACAGCAAGUCCUAGUGGGUGUGAGGGGUGUUGCAGAUUUCAUUACCGAUGUUUAUUUAACAGACUAGGUCAAACUGAGUCUGCUGGGGUUUUUUUGCGCUUUAACUCUUAUCAUGCUGGACACAAAUGAUUCUGCCUUUGCGCCCAGUGUAGAUCAUGAUCAGCCUACACAUUAGUGCAGUCUGAUCAUGACCUGCACUGUUCGCCCUUCAGUCAGUAUCUUUUCGGUAAGCACCCUUUUAACAGUUAAUGGUACUGUCGAAAUUGAAAGAUGGACAAGUUAAUUAUAGAAAUUUAGCAGGGUAAGAGUUUUUAAUGCCUGAAUGAUAUCUUUGUAGAUUUUAUCAAAUUAGACAGAUGUUAAUUUCCGUAUAGAAUAAAAUAAAUAUGAAAAUAAAACAUACCCGCUGUAAACUAUGCAAUGUUUUGAAGAUUCUUCCUUUGUAUCUGUAAAAUUAAAAAAAAAAAAUCUUAAACACUUUUAAUGAAUUUUGGUGUUGAUUUCUUUUAAAUCUAUACCUGAUUUUAUUGCCUUUGUUUAUCUUCAAAACAGAUAUUGGUGUUAUGGGAGACAUUAUUACAUUGGAAGGAAAAAAAACCCAAUGCUAUAAGAGGAUUUUUUGGAAGAAUAGAAUGCAAGCAAGCACAGUAAUAGCAGACUGUUUGAAUGAGACUGUCUAUAUACAUUGAAUAGACUUCCUGAUCCCACCAAGCACAGUAAUAGCGUUUAUAUAUAUUGAAUAGACUUCCUGAUCCCAAAGGACAAAUAUGGGUAGACUUUUUAUGACCACUAUGGCAGUUAAAGACAGACGGUGUGAUAGUUAAUAAAAUCUAUCAAAAAAUAUCAGAAACUUUUGUGUUAAUACAUUAAAAAUGAAUAUAUAUUAAGUUCUAGACAACAUGUUAGUCAAACUAAUCCGAUGCAUACAGUUUGUUUUAUAGUGUGACUGGUGGCUGCAAAUGUCAGAAUUUUUUUUAAAAAGCAGCUACUUGGCGACAGUAUGCUUGUCUAGACAACAUGUAUAUUUGGUUGAUGAAAUUCUGUGUUUUAUUGCAUACACCAAAUUCAAACGUUAUAUGAGACAUUUGGCCGAUAUUAGUGUUCAUGUGAGCUGUUGUGCCAGAUAUUGAAGUUUGCAAGAAAAUAACGCCAGCGUCAUCGGACAAAUCUAACCUUCCGGCAUAUUACAUGAACUUUGAAUGAUGCUUUGCAACAUAAAAUCAUUUAAUCUUGUUUUCUUUGAAACAGCGUAGAGUGUAACAUAUACAAUUAAUAGUUUAUAAAACAUGGCUGGUGUACCUUAAGGCGAUAUUGGCAUUGCCCUCGGGCCAGUACCUAUAUUAGUAUGUCAUUAUUGCCUCAAGGCACACUGGCCUGUGUAAUAACCUCUAAAUAUCAGUGAGAUAUAAACCAUAUUACUCACUGCGUAUAGCCAUUGUGAGUGAUAUAGCUGUGUGUAUUUGUACACUGUGUAUUAAUUUAUGUCUAAUUUUUCGCAUAAAAAGAAUGAACUUUGUAGUGAUAGAGUAUAUUUUUUUAUUCAAAAACUUUACUUAAUAAAAAUGCUGCAAAAUAUAAAAUGAUAUGGAAAUUGUUAUCUUUAAAAUGUCGCAAGACGUCUGGCAUCAUGUUUGUUCACACAUGCCUAUACCCAUGCGGAUAUAAAUAUAUUUUUCAACGUAAUAAAGCACAACAAAGAUUUAGUUUGUUUUUCAUGAAUAUGAAAUAUAUCUCACCUUGUAAAAAGAAAAUUUUCAUAUUAACCCAAAACCAAAAAAAAAAAAAAUCCUCUUUUUUAUUUACUAUUUCUCAAUUUCGUUUGUUCA
Messenger RNA from Mercenaria mercenaria, 5024 nucleotides. RefSeq lists its product as uncharacterized. The transcript is spliced from 3 exons. The record is from RefSeq and is a predicted model, not a curated record. The coding region runs from base 925 to 2721 and encodes 598 amino acids. NCBI's taxonomy places the organism in Eukaryota, Metazoa, Mollusca, Bivalvia, Venerida, Veneridae.